AUGGACAAGCUUGGCAAGCCCAUCCCAGCACAAUGGUUGACUGGCUCGAAUGGAGAAUGGGGAACCCCUCAAGCCCCUCAGGCCCCUCAGGCCCCUCGCUUGAAAGGCUGGGCUGAGGCGGGCAAGCUGCCCUGGGCAAUGUCGAAAGGGGAAGGGAAGCUGGCAAUAGCAAAGCUGCCCUUGGGCUUGGCUCGGCGAAGCCAGAGGCUCUGA
Messenger RNA from Neurospora hispaniola, 213 nucleotides. RefSeq lists its product as uncharacterized. NCBI's taxonomy places the organism in Eukaryota, Fungi, Ascomycota, Sordariomycetes, Sordariales, Sordariaceae. The coding region runs from base 1 to 213 and encodes 70 amino acids. The record is from RefSeq and is a predicted model, not a curated record. The transcript has a single exon.